AUGCAUCAAAUAGCUUAUGAGAGUGAUGUCAUUUGUUUUGAUCAACUUAGGAUGAAUAGGAAAGCAUUUAGCAAUUUAUGCAUAAUGCUUGAAACUAGGGGUGGGUUAAAAGCAUCUAAAUACUUGCAAGUAGAUGAGCAAGUGGCCAUGUUUUUACAUGUAAUUGCUCAUCAUGUGAAAAAUAGAGUCAUUAGAUUUCGAUUUAUGAGAUCUGGUGAGACUAUUAGCAAGUUUUUUCACAAUGUGUUACAUUCAAUCAUUCGACUACAUGGAGCGUUAUUGAAAAGACCUGAACCGGUUGUUGAAAACUCAACAGAUGAAAGGUGGAAAUGGUUCAAGAAUUGCUUAGGGGCACUAGAUGGAACUCAUAUUAGAGUGAGAGUACCUAUGGCUGAUAAACCAAAAUAUCGUACACGAAAAGGUGAAAUAGCUACAAAUGUCUUAGGUGUAUGCUCCCAAGACAUGCAAUUCAUAUAUGUGUUACCUGGAUGGGAAGGCUCUGCAGCAGAUGGUAGAGUUUUACGUGAUGCCAGACGUAGAACAAAUGGUUUGUGUGUUCCAAAUGAUGGUGGAUAUACUAAUUGUAAGGGAUUUCUUGCUCCAUAUCGAGGCCAACGCUAUCACCUCAACCAAUGGGAAGAUGGGAAUCCUCCCAGAAAUCCACAAGAGUUUUUUAAUAUGAAGCACUCAUCUGCUAAGAAUGUCAUUGAGAGAUGUUUUGGUGCAAUUAAGAAUCGAUGGGAAAUUCUUAGGAGUCCAUCAUUCUAUCCAAUAAAGACUCAAAACCGAAUCAUUUUAGCAUGUUGUUUGCUUCAAAAUUUUAUUAGGAGAGAAAUGCCUACUGAUAAUACUGAUAUGCAUCCAGAGAAUGAGAGUGAUAGUGGAGACGAAGAAGAUAGCAUGGAUGCUGAUGGAUCCAUAAGAAGUAUUGAAGCUUCUGAAGGGUGGACAACAUUUAGAAAUCAUUUAGCACUUGAGAUCAUGGAGACUUCAAAAGGAAGAGGUCCAGGACAAAAUAAAAGAUUUUGGAGUGAAGAUGAAGACAAACACUUGAUUGAAUCACUUAUGGAACUGAAUAAUGAAGGGAAGUUUAAAGCUAAAGGAAAUUUCAGGCUAGGUCAUCUUAGAGCUCUUGAGAUGAAAUUAAAGGAGCGGAUGCCUGCAUGUGAUAUACAAGCUAAGCCACACAUUGAGUCUAGAAUGAAGACUUUGAAGACUCAUUUUCAAGUGGUUCAUGAAAUGUUGACUGGACCAUUUUGUAGCAGAUUUGGGUGGGACAACGACAGAAAAACUGUUACUGCAGAAAAGUCAGUGUGGGAAGCAUAUUUGCAAAGUCACAAAGAAGCAGCCCCCUUCAAGAUCAAGUCAUUCCCUUGGUAUGAUGACUUAUGUAUGGUUUUUGGCAAUGAUCGUGCAACUGGAAAAAAUGCGGAGACUGCAGCAGAUGUUGUUGAAGAACUUCAAACUGAAGAAGAAAACACUACUCUUGGAGAAGAUGACUUCAACUAUGCUAACAAUGUGGAUGAAGUGCCAUCUAUGUCUGUUUCAGAUGCAACAAGAGCUUGUAUUAUCGCAAGAGAAAUUGAAAAAGCUUCUAUUUGUUUGAGUAAAGCUAUUGGUGAAGACAUGAAUGAAAAUCAUAUGCAACUUGGGAAAGAGUUAGAAAUGACCACUACACUUACCACAGCUCAACGUCAUAAGGUAGCUCGCAUGAUUAUGCAAGAUAAUGCUCUGGUUUCUUACUUUUUCAGUGUCCCAGAUAAUGAGAAGGAUGAAUGGGUGACACUUCUUCUUGAUGGCUCUCUCUGA
Messenger RNA from Humulus lupulus (European hop), 1809 nucleotides. RefSeq lists its product as uncharacterized. Lineage: Eukaryota; Viridiplantae; Streptophyta; Magnoliopsida; Rosales; Cannabaceae. Bases 1 to 1809 code for a protein of 602 amino acids. The transcript is spliced from 6 exons. The record is from RefSeq and is a predicted model, not a curated record.